Molecule: messenger RNA, 2227 nt
Organism: Lolium perenne
Lineage: Eukaryota; Viridiplantae; Streptophyta; Magnoliopsida; Poales; Poaceae
Product: chloroplast envelope quinone oxidoreductase homolog
Molecular function (GO): oxidoreductase activity
Source: RefSeq, a predicted model, not a curated record
ACCACCGCUAAACAAGAAUAUUCCGCCUCGCGUUCAAACCUUCGCCACUGCGCCGCCUAUUUCCGCGGUCGUUCACUCCGGCGACCACCUAUCGCGCCGCCACUGCCUUUCCCGGCCUCCCUCGGCCCUCCCUCGCCGGGAGACCUUGCCCCCGCCGCCGACCGCCCAGUUGCUCGCCGAAAAAUCUCGAAUCCGCGCGGAAAAUCUCGAGUUCUCGCCGACAGAGGUUGCGGUGCUCGAUUUCGUGCUCUCGAGCGCAUUCGAGCACCGUACUGUGAGUCCGUGGCGUGGGCGCGCGCUUGGCCUUGGUAGCCCGCAAAAUCCUGCGGGUCGAGGUGCCGUCUGCUCGCCUCCAUAAGAGCCUCGGUGACGGCGGCGUCGGGGCCGCGUUGAUGCGGCCGAUUCCGGUCUCGAUUGGAAGGCGAGGUGCGGACGCGCGGUGUAGACUCGAUGACGAGGGCGAAGGAGCAGAGGUAGAAGAGGCGGCCGUGGUACUGGCUCCCGAUUCCGGUCCCAGCGGGGGCUGAUGUUGUUCUCAUUUUUUGGGGGCGCUCGGUUGCUUGCACUUGCAGAGCUGGUGUUGAUGCUGGGCGAGGGAGUCGGCCGUCCGAAGGACAUUGUGAAGGCGGCGAGAGCGGACGAGCAGAUGGAGGUCUGCAGCAUGUGGAAGUUCCCGUCCCGACAGCAAAGAAGAAUGAGGUACUGUUGAAACUGCAAGCAGCAACCGUCAAUCCAGUUGACUGGAAGAUACAGAAAGGGGACAUGCGGCCUCUGCUACCUCGUAGAUUGCCCUUUAUCCCAGUGACCGAUGUCGCAGGAGAAGUUGUUGAUGUUGGUCCUGGAGUGAAAGAUCUCGCAGCAGGAGAUCAAGUUGUUGCCAUGUUAAACUCUCUUAAUGGAGGUGGACUAGCUGAGUACGUUGUAGCACCCGCAAACAUGACUGUCAAAAGGCCAUCUGCGGUAUCUGCAGCUGAGGGUGCUGGCAUUCCCAUUGCUGCUGGCAGUGCGCUCAAGUCACUGAGAUCCAUUGGUGCCAAGUUUGAUGGCACCGGCAAGCCUUUGAACGUGUUGAUCACUGCCGCCUCUGGUGGCGUUGGCCUGUACGCUGUGCAGCUUGCGAAGCUGGCGAACCUCCACGUCACGGCCACCUGCGGGGCCGGGAACAUGGAUCUUGUGAGGAGCUUGGGUGCAGACGAGGUGAUGGACUACAAGACCCCAGAGGGUGCUAGCCUGCAGAGCCCCUCCGGCAAGAAGUACGAUGGCGUGGUUCACUGCACCGUCGGCGUCAGCUGGUCGACAUUCAGGCCAUUGCUGAGCAGCCGCGGGAAAGUGGUGGACUUAACCCCCAACUUAUCUGCCAUCCUCACCUCUGGCCUCCACAAGGUCACAUUCGCAAAGAAGAGUGUCGUGCCCCUGUUUCUGCGGCUCAACAAGGCAGACCUGGAGUUCUUGGUCGGGUUGCUGGAGGAGGGCAAGCUGAAGACGGUGAUCGACUCGAGGUUCCCGCUGAGCGAGGCAAGCAAGGCAUGGCAGACCAGCAUCGAUGGCCACCCCACUGGCAAGAUCGUCGUUGAGAUGGAGGGCUGACCGUCGUUAGUGCUGCUAUUACCGACGGACUUCCAUAGAAAGUAGAGAGAAAUGCCGAAAAGUGCUCUCGCUCAGUUAAAAAAAUUGAAAAUUGUUUUUACAAGUUAUAAAAAAUUAUGAAAAUAAUUCUGUAGAUUACCAAUGAUACAUCCCACAAUCAUGGAAAAUCCCAAUCCAAAAUUAUUUUUAUUUUGACCUGGACAAAAAUGACAAAUUCUGAUAUGUUUUGGAGAUUUGAAAAUGACUACUCAGAUCUACAAUUUUGUCAUUUUUGUGUAGCUCAAAAUAUUAAGUAUUUGAAAUUGAUUUUUUGCCCGUUUGUGGGAUACAUCAUUGACUAUGUAUGCAUUUUUUUCCAGAAUUUUUUACAGCUCAAAACUAUAAUUUUUAAUUUUUUUAAAAAACGAGAUCACUGGUGCCCAUGUGCACCAAAUCUGUGUCCGAGAAAUGCAGACUAGUCACUUGUGCGCUUGUUUUCUUCUGAUGAUGUUCGUUUUUCUUCAGCUUGUGUUUAGAGUCUUCAGAGGUGUGACCGUGUGAGCGUUGCAUAAAUAUAUCGAUUAUAGAUGUAAAUUAGCAAAAUUGUAGUUAUGCUGUCAAGAAUAUGCUCGCAAUUAUAUUUCUGGGAUGAUUGUUUUCU